This is a messenger RNA of Stylonychia lemnae, 11811 nucleotides long. The record is from the annotation of a GenBank genome assembly. Lineage: Eukaryota; Ciliophora; Spirotrichea; Sporadotrichida; Oxytrichidae.
AUGCGUAUAAUUUUCACUGCUAAGCAGCAGAUGAAGCUUAUGAAGCAGAAUCUGGACUAAGAAGAAGAAGAGUAGGGAAAAGAAUACAGAGAUAUGCUAUUGAAACUGUAUAAUACUUAGCCAUUCAGCCAAAGUGAAUUUUUGCAAUAGCUAGAGAACAUCAGCGACAUCAACAUUUGGAAGACCACUAGGAUCAACUUCUUACAAUGGGUUGACAUCUUUAAUAUUCUAGAUGAUCUUCUUUAGAUUUUAUAUAAUGGGUAAGAGAAAUUGUUGGUUAAUCUUUAAAGUGAUAUGAAAGACCAAUAGAAUAAAUCUAUGAUUCUGAUAAUACUGCGAUUUCUGAAGAAAAUACUUCAGUAUGCAACAAAUGUGCAGUACUUUAGCUCCACAGAUAUUCUGAUACUAAUAUUCAGCUAAUACAUCAAAGAUAUCUAAGUCAUAGAUGAAGUCAUCGGCGUCUUUAUCACAUUGAGCUCUAAAAAGGGCGACAAGAAGUCAAACCCAUAAGCUAUUAAUUACUCAGAGGGACUUGAUAAAUUUGACUCUUAAAUCUCUAGAAUUUAUGAGAGAAGUAUACUAGGUUUAAUCGGUAGCUUUGAGUACGUUGCAGACCUAUUGCUUAAUCAAAACUUUGAGAAGAACCCCUAAUCUACCUUGGAGCAGAUUGCAGGAAGAGUCAAGUCUUAACUUGACUCUUAUGAGAAAUCAGUAUUUGAACUCCAGAAUAUAAUCAAAGAUCAGAAAUCUCUAGAAGAUACUUUUAUCAUCAUUCUGAAAGCUAUCAAUCUAUAUAUUAAUGUUGGAGAUGUUACAACUAAAGAUAAGAGAACUCUCUAAAGCAAACUUGAAAGCCUUCUACCCCCAAAACUAGUAGUAGAUAAAUUCAUAAAGAUCUUGAAGUUCCCACAUGUCUCCAAGAAAGUGCAUUCACAUGUCGUCAACAUAUUCUUCUUGGUCAUUAUUCUUGACUUGAACUCACUGUUCAACUAUGAUGAACCAACAGAUAAUCAAUACUACCAGGAGGCAUGCAAUCAUCAUGAAUACUAUAUCAGCACUUUACAAAGCUUGGCAUGCUAUCAUUCUUAUUUCAAAUUGCUUGAGAUCGAGCAGUCUUAGAUGAUAGACAAUGCCCACUUAACUAAGUAAAUAAGCCAAAUGAAGCUAUUGGUCGGGGAUGAUUAUUUAAACAUGGAUUAAUAAUCUUUGAAUAGCAUUUUCACAGAAACAAUCAAGAGCCAGAGAUUCAUGAGUAACUUGAUCAAUCUCCUUCUGAACUUAAUGAACAUUAAAAACAGGCCACUCUAAAAUCAACUUUACCCUUAAUUCCUGAAGCCAUUGCUAGCUAUAGUUGCUCUGGAGCCUGUUGGGAAUUUGUAUCCCAUCAACAUCAAUUGCCAAUUAAAAGCAGCAAAAUUGCUGAAAGAAGUAGUAAAGCAAAGUACAAUCGAAGAUCCUGGUGCUGUGGAAUGGGUAAUAUUUAGGCUAAAAUUUGAAAUCAAUGUUCUCAAAGAUAUCACUAAGACCUGGGAACUUGCUUAGGAUGAUGAUACAGAUAACAAGAUUCUACUAGCUUACAGAUAAGAUCUGAUCAGAACCUUGUUAAGAUUCCUGUCAUACUCUAUUAUCAGAAAUGACCCAAAUGCAAUAAACUUUAAUCAAAAUUUCAUCGCAAACUCUAGAAAAAUAUUAGAGAGCAACUUGAUACAAGAAGAUAUUGCCAGAGAGAUAUUUGACGUCAACAGAUAAGAAGGCUCAGAUAAUCUUUCAUUUAUCAAUACUGAUCCGAUUCUAUUAUAAUGUCUUUAACUGAUAUCUUACGUAUUCAAUGAUCUGCCACAAAAGAUUCCAAUAUUCGUUGAAAAUGGAUUUUUCUCUCAGAUAUUAGAUUCGCUCAACUCUAGAAUCCCCAUUCAACCAGAUUUGUUUACAAUAUUUAUGAAAUUCAUUCAAACUCUGUGUCUAAAUGAUCAAAGCAUGAAGCUUAUUAUAUCUUCAGGCAUCAUAGGGAAAUUUGUAUAACUUGCUCACAAUAGUCGCUCGUAUAGAUAGCUAGUCAGUCAAACCAAAGCGAUGCAGUUCAAAGAUCUGAUUCAACAGAUAGCUCUUAAUAAUUAGGCUUUAUCUAAUGAGAUUUACACUCAGAUUAUAAGACAGUAUUAGACAGGAAUUGAAAAAGCUUGGGAAGUCACUAAGAACUACAUAGUUAUGGAAGAGAGAGUUAAAAAUGACCUCACUUUGACUGAGGAACACAAGACUCAACUUAGAUUCUAAUAUGAAAGAGAGCAGAUCUCACUUGAGCAAACCUUCGAGUCAAUCACUUACUUGCUUUGGUACUUUGCCAUUGAUGAGUAAAUAUUCAGACAAGGAAAUCUCAUUCAUGAAGCAAUUAGCCAGAAUAAGGAGGAGACUAUCGUUAUCUUCAAAAAAAUACUAUCAACCCCUAUUAUCUCAUCUGGAUGCCCAAACAUGCUUCCCUACUUUAGUGAAAUCAUGCUUUAGAUUCUGCAUGGCUAUGGGCCUGAGGAUAAGACCAAGUUUAUGAUACAAGUUAUGGAGGAUCUAGUGAUUCAAAUUGAAAAUGUCUAUAAAGCAUGCGAGACAAAUAACCUAGACUCUGUUGCAGAUCUUGAAGGGCUAUUGAAAACUCGUCUUGAUAUUAUCCUUGAUGAGAGACUUCAAAGUUAAAGUAAUCAGAAUAUAGAGAUAAAAUAACUGAGUGAUGAUCUGAUAUCAAGACUUUCAGGAGAAGACUAGUGCUCAGUCAUUUUUGCCAAAAUUAGCGUUUAUUGUAGUCUUAUUAGAUAAUGCUAGCAACCUAUCAAAGUUAAGUUGAUAAAGGAUCAUGGAUUGCUUGCUGUACUUUACAAGCUUUUCAAGAUACAAUCCUUAGUCAAUAGAUUCCAUGCUUCUAAGUAUGGAAGAGAUCUACAUAGGCAAGUAGCUAGAUUGAAGGAGUUAACCCCAAAAUAUCAGCACAUCAUUGAUAGCUAUAAUUUUAAAACCUUCUAACCUCUGCCAGAAUGCAAUACUGAGGAAGAGGUCUUCAAGAGCCUCUAUUACAACUAUGAAUACCUUAAGCUUGAUUCAGUGGUUAGCUAAGAAGCAAGAAAGAAUCAAAAGACUAUUAUUGAGCUUCAAUUAGACGAGAACAUCAGCCACACCUCAAAUCUUUGUCAGACUAACAUCAGAAAACUGCUAACAAACGUGAUUAGAAUAAUGAAUAAAAAGAAGAUGCAUUUCACUGAGUAAGUUGAUAUACAGCUACUGGAAUUCAAUAGAGAGAUUGGAAAGUUAAUUGCUGAGCAGUACAAAGACUUUGAAAGAAUCUUGAAACAAAAGGACGACGAGCUUGAAGUCAUGAAGUACUGCUGCCAGUACUCUGCUAUCUUCGGAGUAUUUAACAAAAUCAUAUUCCACAACUCAUCAUUUGGUUCUAUGUUCCUAAGUUUUGUUUACAAUGAUGGAUUAGAGUAGGUGAAGAAUCUCGUAUUGUAUCUUAUUGAUUACUAGUACAAGCUUCACAAACAGCAAAAGCCUUUUAUGCUUAAAUUAUCUAGGAGCAUUCAGUUACUCUGGAGUCACCUAGUAGAUUUUUACAUUUAGCUAAUCGAGGCCAAAUACUUAGAUUGGUAGUUCUCAUAAUACCUGAUAUCUUUCAAGACCAAUCCCUGUGCUCCUAUCAAAUCUGAGGACUCCUAUGCAGAGAACGAACUAGCGGUCGCUAAAAUGCAGAAGUAUUAUAUGAGUCUAUACGGAGAAACUCUGUACUUCCUGUUCUCAGAGUUAAAUGACAAUGAAUAAGUGAAGCACUUGCUAGAUGAUCGAAAGCUGAAUAUUUUUGAGUACUUCGACAUGACAAGCGAGCUAUUCUUUAUCUCCUUUUGCGAGAUCUAUGUCUAUGUCUCUGAGGGACUUACUCAUAUCAAGCUGUUCAACGAUAUUCAGUUAUUCGCUAUCAAAGAUUAGUCAUAACAUAAGUCAGAGUAUAAUAAGAACAAAGAUUAUCUGCUAGAGAUGGGUUACCCAGAGCGAAUGAUUGACUUUGCUUUGGAGUAAGAGCAAAAUGACUUGGAGGCUGCUCUAGAUUUUCUAAAUACAUCAGCCUUUGACAGUGAGUUGCCAGAGGUGAAGCCCAAGAAAGAGGAAAAGAAAGUUGAGUCUGAUGAGCCAGUGCCUGUCUUUGAUGACUAUAUCACCUACAGCUCUUUCACUAAACUAGACCUGCUUGAUUUGAUAAGGAAAUCAAUAGGCAACUACCUGAAAUUCAUUCCUUAAAACUUUGCAAAUAUAAAGAAGCAUGAGGUGAUUGACAAGAUUUACUUCACAGUAGGCAAGGACUUUAAGAAGAAUGAGAUUCAGGCUCUGGUCAAGGAUGUCAAAUAAACAAUUAUAUAGAGUAUCGUUCAUGGUGAAAAAGAGCAAGUAGGAGUCCUAGCAUAUUCAUUAGCUUGCUUAAUGAGCUACAAAAGAGGAGAGCUGCUUGAUCAGUCAGAUCUUUUCACUAAUGGAAUAGAGAGAAUACUAGACCUUUACAGAUAGGCAAUUAAGGACUUAAGAGUAGAAAUCGAUUUCUAAAACGAGAACUUCAAUGCAGCUAAAGUCACUGAUAUCGUCAAACAGCUUGAUUAAUGUCUUUCUCUGUUCUUAUAUAUCUCUGAGGAGGCUAAAAUCACCAGUGACAUUAGUAAACUGCACCAUAUGCUUGGUUAGACUUAGUAAUCAUAGCAAACUCCCACUCUAAUUGAAAUCAAACAGGAGCUGGAAAAACUCACUCUUAAGAAUGAGAAGAAUAUAUUCAAAAACAAUCCACAAAAGACUUCAUAGACCUUUAAAGAUUGCACUAUGUGUACAAUUGAACUCCACAGAUCAAUGCAUAAUAUGAAUCAGAAAGCUGACUCACUUGAGGGCAGUUGCCUACAAAUGCUGAUAAAGAAGUCCUUGGAGAACCUGAAUUUCCUUAUGAACAUUAAAGGCUAUGAAGAGUUUGAUUGCCAAGCCUAUUUCUUAUAGAAUGAGGGACUAAAAGCUUUAUUUGGCAUUAGAUUUGUAUCCAAAGACCAGUUCGAGCAUAGUACACUAUUCAAUGGAGAUCUUAAGAAGUUAAAUGAAAUUCAGGUAUAGUCAAAGAUACUUCUGCAACUACUCUCUCAGAAUGAGCAAUGCUAAGUCAAGGUCUUUGAAAACCUUAUCAAAAGUGUGCUGUUCAUUUAAUUCCAGUAGAAAUUCAAACAGGAAGAAGGCUAGGAUAUCAAAGUACUACUGAACUUUGAGGAAUGCAAGCAAAAUCAGCCAAAGAUACAGUCAAAAGGUUCUAAGAAGAAGAAGUCACAAACUCCAAUCAAGAGGUCUAAGUCUGAGGACAAGAUGAUGAGUUAGGUUGAGGAGAGGAAUGUGAACACUGCCUUUAAGAAUAAUAACUCUAAGAAUUUAAAGUAGUAGAUUUUUAAGAAGCAAGAGUAUGGCGAUGUAUUGCUAGAAGAGUUCAUCAAUUUCUUCUCAAAGGUUAUGCAGAUUCAGGAUCUUAAAUCAUUCCUACUAGCUUGCUAGAAUGUUUGUAUUUUGAAGAGGAAGUUCAAGGAGGAAAAGAAAGAGGGCGGUGAAGGCUAAAUCGAAAAGAAUCUCAAAUUUGAAGACUCAAAGGCUAAGAAUGAAGAUAAAAAAGAGGAAAGAAAGCAAAAAGAUCAGUCUGAAGAACUAAAAGGGGAUGAAAAAUUGGAAGAUCUUUAAUACAGAAGAUCCAAAAGAAUCAAGAAAAAUGAAGAAUCUAAGAAGGAUCAAGAAAUCAAGCAGGAGCCCAAACUUAAGGAAGAGUUCUUCAUAUGCUUGAACUAUUCCCAACUUAAAGACAUGAUCAUAUAAUACGGUCUACAACUAUAGCAAUAGACAGGUGUAUAGUUAGGCCUCAAAACUGAAACAGAGAAGCAUUAAAACUACAAAAAUCUUCAAAGUUUUUAGGAGCAGAUAGUAUUUACCUUCAUGGACUUAUUCAUAGAUCAAAUCAGAGAUGAUAAGAUGAUAAUCUCUUAAUCUUGCAAGCAAGCUUAGAAUCCGUCAACUUUCAAAAUCGAAUCAUAAAUGCUUGAAAAAGGUAUUAAGCUCAUAGAUCAUAAUCAUAGCAUUCAACAUUUCAAGCAUAUAUUUGACACCUAGAGCAUAUUAAGCCAUCUGACUUAUAUCAUGACUCACAACCCAAUGCUUGUUUAGAGCUUGCUAAAGCAUAAAGACGGAAAGACCUAUAGAUUCAUCAUCAGAAACAUUUAUUACCAAAAUGUGAUUCAAAUUGAUCAGGAAAAAUAAGCCUUACCAGGCAUAGAAGAGAUGAAAGACGAGACUGGCAAUUAAGUGUAGCCAAAGAUUUACAUCGUUACAGUUCAUGAUAGCUUGAAUGUGAACAAGAAAACCAGCGCAAUAGUAGAGUUCUUUAAAAGAGUGAUGCUAGACAAUCCUCAUCUUACAGUUCAAGAAAAGAAACUAAAGUUAGAGGCGAGGAAUAUAUUUGUGAAGGAAAUUAUUAAGAACAUAUUCGAGAGUCAAUAUGAGUAGAAGUAUCCAUAGUGGCCAGUACUAGGUUUAAUAUACAAUCUUGGUGCUAUUUGGCUUAUAUCUAAUGUACUCAAAGAUGAGGAGAAGGAUGAUCAGAUAAAAGACAAUAACGGUCUUGAACAACUUAUACUUAACAUGCAGAAAUUCAGAAAUAUCAUCCGAGUAAAUAUGAUAAAGCAGCUUAUUCAUGAAUCGCAGCUAAUGAGCAAAUAGUAGGAAAACUUUAACUUAAUGAGGUAGCUUGAAAAGAUCUAAAUCGACAUCAUAGCUUUCUUGCCUUAGUUCCAAAACGGAAAAGAUCAAAUUCAACUCUGCUUGUCUGCUAUUUCAAAUAUUUUGAAACCAUUCGAUGGUAAUAAGAACCUUUGGGGUGAAAGAGAAUAAGACAAGAACAGUCUCUUGAACGAGAGUAAUCUAGGAUUCGUUGGAGGAGAGGCUUAGUCUUCAAACAGAGAUGAAAACAUAAUCGAGGAACAAGACGAAGAAGAUGAGGAAGAUGAUGAUGAAGAAGAUGAUGAAGAGGAUGAUGACAGCCAAGAGAAUGAAGAUGAGGACCUUCUAGACAGUGAAAGAUCUGAAAGAAAUUUCAGAUUUAGUGAGGAUGAAGAGUUUGAUGAGGAUUAUGGUGAUGAUGACGACGACGAUGACGAUCUUGAUGAUAUUAAUGCCUCAGGAGAGAUCGGAGGAUCAAUAGGAGCAAGUGAAGAAAUAAAUCCUAAUUAAAUUGAUGCUAUCGAUGAUAUCCUCAGAAUGGACUAUGGGGAUGAAGCAGAAGAUGAUUACUUUAUGGAAGACGAUGAAGACGGCGAAGAUGAAUCUUCAAUGCCAGUAAGGCAAUCUCAAAACGGCAGGUCUCAGAGUUCUUAGAAUCCAAAUUCUCAGGACAGAAGAAAUCAAGAAAGAGGAUAGAAUGAAGAGGAAGCUGAAGAAGAUUUCGAAGUUAUCGAUGCUGGAAAUGAUUAGGAUUACGGCGAUGAGGAUGCUGAUUAUGGAAGUGAUGAUGAUGGUGAGGAGCCAAGCGAUGAAUACUAUGAUGAAGAACUUGAUGAAGACGAAGAUGACUAGCAAGAGAUAGAGAUUUUUGUUGAUAGAGAUGCUAAUAACCAAGAUAGGCUGAGCAACAUUGAAAUUGGAGGAGGCCACAGAGUCCAGAUGCACAGAAGAGAUGACAUCUUAAGUAUGAAUAACUUUAGUGUUGAUAUGUUUGGCAUGAACCCACAUCAUAGAGGUCAUCUUCAUUCUAUCAACGAAGAGUAGGAAAGUCAAGAUUUCUAGAGUGAUCAGGAUAUGAUAGAUAAUGGAUAAGAUCCAGGAGCUCCUCAUGGAUGGCAAGUUGAAGGUGCACCAAAUGAAAAUUUAGGAGGAGUUUUAAACAGACUGCUUGGAAUGAUUUUCAAUAGAAGGUAGCCAAGACGAAUAGGCCAAGACCCUCAUGAUCAAAUAGUAGAAAUGAUACAAGAAAAACUCAAGGAUGAUUCUAUUCUUCACAGUCCACUUGAAACACUCACUUAAAUCUUCGAACUGAUCAAAGAAAUUUAGGACAUUCCAGACGUCUAUAAAAUGUUCAUUAGAGAACAUUCGGAGGCAAAUCAAAAUACAUUGAACUAGAUUCUAAAAUCAGGAGGGGAAAAUAAUUAAGAUGAUACUAGGAUGGUUUCAAGCUCAAAAGAUAUGUAAGACUAAAGCAGCUCUCAUUACACUCUCAAGAAUGCAUCAUUAGGAUAGGGACAAAUUAGUUAAUAAAACGUUCGUUAGCUCAACUAAGGAUAAUUAGGUAUGAGUUAAAGUCAUGGCUAAUCAAAUAUCAGAGCCAAUUUAGCCAUAGCCGAUGAAUUGGAUCCAGAAUUCCUAGACAAUUUAGACGAGACAGGCAUUAGGAACCUUGUUGAUACUGAGAACGUGAUGAACACUAUUCAUAAUCAGUCAAGUAUUGGAGGAUAGGUCAUUCAAACAACAGUUUAACUUUUGGAGUCUAUCUAAAACAGAGAUUAAAGAAAUCAAUUAUACAGAGAUAUGGAGGAAUCAGUGUUCAACUAGCUACCAUCUCAUCUUUUCUCAGAGGGACUCAGCCAAAGACCUUAAUCAAGGAAUCAACAGCAUGCGUUGAGUGUCAGACAGCAAGAUCAAAUACAGCCUUAGUUCAAUGCAAAUAACUUGUAGAUAGUCGGUUAAAGGCAUGACCUAAACAAUCCUAAUAACAUGUUUAAUGCGCUUCGAGCUGAUAACCUAAUGGCUAGAAGAGGUAGACCAAGAGCACCCUAAGGUCGUGAUAGACUCAUAUCUAUGGAUUCAUAACUUAAUGACUUAGCUGACUUUUCACGAUCUGCUAAUGAUCCUUACUUCAGAAAUCAAAAUCUAAACACCUUAAAAUUGGCAGUUAAGGACAUUAGCUCCAAUGGUCUUCAUUUUACAUUCCUGCAGUAUCUAAAAGAGAUCGUUGCAGAACUAUAAACUAUCUCGAUCUUGGAUGGCAAGGGCAAUGAUAUUGUAAAAUUAAGUGAGUAGACUGUUCAGCACAGUUUGUAACUCUAAGGAGAAAACUAUGAAGCAAAUUUACAGAGGGUUUAAGGACUUAUAGAUACCAUUAUGAUUUGGAUUAAGAUGCUAACCAACGGGCAGUUCUUUAUGGUCAGAGAGUAAAACCUAAUGCGAUCACUAUUCAGGGUGACAUAUAUUAGACAAGGCAUCAUCCUUAAGAUAAAUCAAUGGCUAUCGAUAGGAGUAAGCUAGUUCCAAGAUUACUACAACUAAUCCCAAGGUGCCUUUAAACAAGCUGUAGUAAAUAAGACUGAGUCAAAAGGAUUCAUGGUUGAAAGGGGCGCAGGACUUCCAGGCAGAUUGGAUAUGAUUGACUUCGUUCUUCAUUGUCUCAGAUGCUUUAAACAAAUUGCUCAAGAGUGCAACAAGAUAAGCACUAAUGCAAGUUUAGACCUCAUGAAAAUACCAUCAACUGAUAGUGUAAUGAACUUUUUAGUUCAUCAUCAGCUAAAGUUUGACUAAAAUGGACAAUCUUUUGAUCCAUCGAAAUCAAUCAUUGAAUAAGUCAUCCAGUAAGUUGUGACUUUCGUUAAACUAGUUGAUAGCAAACCUGAACUAAUCAACUAGCAAGCAUACGUAAUCGAAGGGAAAGAAGUCUGGAUGGAAGAUGUAAUAGGAACACUAGUGAGUAUCAUUCAACAGCUAGCAUAAUCCUCAGAUAGCUAUUAACAAAUAAAGAAGCAACUUAAAGAUGCUCCAUUAAGCUAAUAGCCUUAGAACUAUUAAUAUGAGAUAAGUAAAAAUCUCAUUAACAAUCUGGGAGAGUUACUAUUGACCAAAGAAUUCAAGUCUAAGGAGAUUUAAAAGUAAAUCAAGACGAUAUUUGGAGAUAUCAAUAAGAUAAAUAUGAGUAGUACUAUGGUCGAGACAUUUUUCAAGGAGAGUUUGUCUCAAUCACUUAAGAGAUUCAUAGACAUUAUAAGCACAAAUAAAUCUAAGAUUAACAAUGAAUCUCUAAAGAAAGAAGUAAUAAUUCUCACUCAAAUCUUGAAGAUAGCUAAGGGAAAUAAAAAGUAAGAGCUAAAUAUGUGCGAUGAUCAGCUGUUCUUUAAGGUUGUCAAAGAAAUAAGCGAUCUCAUAGAUAAUAGACAGAAAGAUCCAAAUAAUCUAACUUCAGCUUCAUUUAUCCUGAAAGAUGAAUUCAGAACAAUAAUGAUAGCUCUGUUCAUUCUUUUUGAGUACAAUUUGAAGUUCAUAUUCACAGAGGCUCUUGUUAAUGAAAGUCCAGUAGUAUAAGGUCAAGCUUAAGCGAAUAAUAGAAGAAGAUCUGGAGCUGCUUCAAGAAGGCAAAAUUAAGGCAAUGCUGAGUAAUAAGGUGAGAAAAAUGAAAUUAUCAUGGAAGAGAUAUUGCAGUAUUAAAUGCAAUAAAUUUAGUAAUAAGAUAAAAAUGAUCUCAUGACUGCUAUUGAAGAGCACCUAAGGAUAAAGAUUAAGGAUGAAAAGGCUAGAAAUGAUCUGAGGCUAAAAAUAUUCAUAAAAUUCUGUCUUGAGCAUAAAAAGAUCAUCAAUAGCUUUAUUCGUGCUAAUCAGUAGGUUCUUAAUGACUCACUCCGUAAUGUUAUCAUGAAAGUGCCUCAACUUCUUGACUUUGAUAACAAAAGACUCCUAUUUAGAGGUCAGAUCAAGAAAAUCUAAAGAAAAUUCAGACUUAAGUACAUUGAUAUAUAGGUAAGAAGGGACAAAGUCUUCGAUGACUCAUUUGAGCAGCUAAGAUUCUUGGGAAUAGAUCGCUGGAAGGGCAAGCUGAACGUAGAGUUUGCUGACGAGCAAGGAAUUGACGAAGGAGGAUUAACUAAAGAGUGGUUCAUCUUACUGAGUCAGUAGAUCUUUAAUACUGAUUAUGCUUUCUUCCUUCCAUCUAAUGCCGGUUCCUCUUACUACCCAAAUCCAAAAUCAAAUAUCCAAGCUGACAACUAUAUCUAAAUCUUCAGGUUCGUCGGUCAUGUUGUUGGAAAAGCUAUCUAUGAAUAAUAACUUUUGGAUUGCUACUUCGUAAAAGCUCUAUAUAAGAUUAUGUUAGGACUUCCCUUGAAUUAUCAUGAUGUUGAGGAUUUCGAUAACGAGCUUUAUAAAAACUUGUCUUGGUGCCUGAGUAAUUCAGUUGAAAAUCUAGGCUUUACAUUUACAGAGACUGUUGAAAAGUUUGGAGCUAAUGAUGAAAUCGAGAUCAUUCCAGGAGGCUGUAAUAUAGAUGUUACUGACAACAAUAAAUUUGAAUAUGUCCAGAAGAUGGCCUAUCAUAAACUUUACGGCUCAAUUAAGGAAUAAGUAGACUCUUUCUUGAAAGGGUUUUAUGAUAUCAUACCAAAGAACUUGAUUCAAAUAUUUGAUAAUAGAGAAUUAGAAUUACUCAUUAGUGGUCUUCCAAGUAUAGAUAUCACUGAUUUAAGAGAGAAUACAAUUUAUUAAAACUACUCAGCUGAGUCACAGGUGGUUAAAUGGCUCUUCGAAGUACUGGAGGAAUUCGAUAACAGUGAGAGAGCUGAAUUCAUUUAAUUUGUAACUGGCAGUAGCAAAGUACCUGUAGAGGGCUUUAAAGGACUUAGAGGUAGCAGAGGUAUAUAGAAAUUCUAGAUAGUUAAGUUCUUCACUAAUGAUGUAAAUAGACUACCAUAAGCUCAUACUUGUUUCAAGCAACUGGAGUUACCAGAGUAUCAAAGUAAAUAACAACUCAAGGAUAGAUUACUGACUGCAAUUAAAGAAGGAAAAACAUUUGGAUUCGCUUGA